AUGGCCCAUCUUAAGCUGCGUGAUUUCAGCAAGGCAAUCGAGUUUGCGGACAAUGCCUUGAAAAGAGAUCCGACCAACACAAGGGCGCUCUACAGGAAGUCAAUGGCACUUUUUGAGACAUUGGACUUUUCAGAAGCGGCUGAAUCGCUGCAAAAGCUUUUGGAGAUUGAGCCUGGAAACCUUGCCGCCCAGGAUCUUUUGCAAAAAGCAAAACGCAAUCAGGCGAAAGGGGAGUUGAGAGCAAAAAAAAUGUCUCAGAAGAUGUUUGGCUCCACGCCAAAGCAGGUGGACGGCAUCAGCGCCUUGGGGCGAUUGCGGCAAAUAUGCUGCCGUCGAGCGAAACGAGACUGA
Molecule: messenger RNA, 351 nt
Organism: Durusdinium trenchii
Lineage: Eukaryota; Dinophyceae; Suessiales; Symbiodiniaceae
Source: the annotation of a GenBank genome assembly